Octopus sinensis (East Asian common octopus) is the source of this 2317-nucleotide messenger RNA. RefSeq names its product phosphatidate phosphatase LPIN3. NCBI's taxonomy places the organism in Eukaryota, Metazoa, Mollusca, Cephalopoda, Octopoda, Octopodidae. Gene Ontology annotation, molecular function: phosphatidate phosphatase activity; transcription coactivator activity. The transcript has 6 exons. Bases 32 to 1132 code for a protein of 366 amino acids. Gene Ontology annotation, biological process: positive regulation of transcription by RNA polymerase II; cellular response to insulin stimulus; fatty acid catabolic process. Gene Ontology annotation, cellular component: nucleus. The record is from RefSeq and is a predicted model, not a curated record.
CCUACUGUUUUCAAUUUGUUGUGUUUGCUUAAUGUUGCAGAACAUUAUAAAGACAGAAGUAACAAAUGAGACUCGGAUUCAUAUACAUUCUGAUAACAAAGAUGAAAUAAUCUCCACUGGCUCAGACACAGAUAUUUCAGAACAAGAAUGUCUUCGAACUGAUUCUAACAGUCCACACCCACAACCUACUAACAGUCUCACUGUUCAGCACUCAAUCACCAAUACUACCACUAAUGACACACAAUCACCAACAGACAAAAAGAAAGAUCGCUUCAAGAAAUCUCUACGUCUCACUUCUGAAGAAAUUAGCAAACUUGGACUUCAUGAGGGCAGCAAUGAGGUAACAUUCUCUGUGACAACUCAGUAUCAAGGUACUUGCCGAUGUACAUCUCAUAUUUAUUUGUGGAAAAGCCAUGAGAAAAUCAUUAUCUCUGAUAUAGAUGGUACAAUCACAAAAUCAGAUGUACUGGGCCACAUCUUCCCAAUUUUGGGUUUGGAAUGGUCACAAAGUGGGGUUGCAGAAUUGUUCACACGCAUUAACAACAACAGUUAUAAAUUUGUCUACCUCAGUGCCAGGGCCAUUGGACAGUCUCGUGGAACCAAGGAACUGUUAAAAAGUAUUAAACAAGGUGGCUUAGAGUUACCUGAUGGUCCCCUCCUGCUAAACCCAACCUCUUUAAUAAGUGCACUUCACAGGGAAGUGGUAAAUAAAAAUCCCCAGGAAUUCAAAAUCAGUUGUUUGAAAGAUAUAGCAGCUCUCUUUCCUUCCAACCCAUUCUAUGCAGGAUUUGGUAAUAAAAUUACUGAUGUGUACGCCUAUAAAGCACUGAACAUUCCAGAUUCGCACAUCUUUACUAUAAACCCACAAGGGCAUUUGCGACAUGAGCUCAUUCAAACCUUCAACUCAACCUAUUCUCGCCUCAGUGACAUUGCAGACCAUUUUUUCCCACCACUCUACCCUAAAGAGAUGGGUAAUCGGGGCCGAGAUGACCAAGAAACUUCCAGUGAAUUCAGUAACCCCAUUUUCUGGAGGCAGCCUUUACCUGAUAUUUCUGGAGAAGCUAAAAUUUUGCUUGAAACCACUUCAAAGGAUGUGAAAACAAAAGCUAAAGAUUCCAAACAAAAGAGAUGAUGAUUCUCUUAUUAGACUGUCUUAAUCUGGUUCCUUAUUAACUUCUCAUUUACAAAAUUUUGUUAAAAAACUACAAAAAUGUGUAAAACAUUGUUUGACUACAGAAAAGAAAAGACACAAUCCAACAUGGAAUAGAUUUUUUUAAACUUCAUUAUCUCUUUUAAUCUGGACUCACAUUGUUUUCUUCUCAAUUUUAUUUUUCCUUCUGUGGCAAGUGACAAAGUAAGAUAGUCACUUCUCAAAUAUGGAAGCUUCUUUUUCACUAUUUCCACUCUCUAAUAUACGUGAUAUAUUUGUUCAAUCAAUAUUUUCUACUGCUGCUCUAUAUAGACACCACAUCCAUGUCUUCCACCUGACCUGUCAUUGCACUACUUCAGUCUACACUAUUUCCUGACUGUAUUCAGUAAAGGUAUUCACAUACACACAAACACACACAUCUUUUAUUGUGUAAAAGGUCAGGUCUAAAUAUUUUCCCUCUAUUAUAUUUAUUUACCCAUUUUAGGAAAAAGAAGUUGUUUCCAUAUUUAUUUCCCUGUUGUAAUCAUUCUGAACAAAUCUCUUAACAUUAACCCUUUUAAACUGAUUGGAGCUGUUCAACUGACAAUAUUACAUGGGUCUUAACAAAGAAAUCUGUGAUGGAUCUUUCACAUUGCAUCUUUUCUAGUUAGCAACUGUGCUAGAUAUUUAGUUGAUGACCAGACAUCUUUCUGGAUGAUAGACAGCACAAGACAAUCCCUGUUGUCUCAUUUAUAUUGUUUAUUGGAACUGUGUUAUCAUUUUGUUUAUUAAAAUCUUCCUCCCUUCCCUCAACUAUUCAUUGUUAAUAUACUUUCUGUCAGAUACCUCAACUAUUAGUUAUUCUUCUAUGACAGAACCCAUUCCAAACAACAAAAAGAUCAAUGUGAUCUUACAUAGCUAUUCAAUUUGGUGAGGUUAAACUAUUUCAUUGUUAAUUAUUUUCUGCCAUUAUUGUUAUUCUGUGCAUGUGUUCCUUUACCAAGUUUCAAUGGUAAGAGAUGUUCUAAAAUAGCCAUUCCAUUCUUGUCAGUAUGAGUUGUAUUUCUUUGUUAUUUUACUUCAACACUACCACUGCCACAUUCACUUUCCAUUCUUGUUCAGUCCCCAAAAGCAGCAAGUUUAUAGAAACAUAAAAAAUAAUAAAAGCCUUGCUGUGAUUUUCAAAUU